Messenger RNA from Marasmius oreades (fairy-ring Marasmius), 1145 nucleotides. RefSeq lists its product as uncharacterized. The transcript has 3 exons. NCBI's taxonomy places the organism in Eukaryota, Fungi, Basidiomycota, Agaricomycetes, Agaricales, Marasmiaceae. The record is from RefSeq and is a predicted model, not a curated record. Bases 39 to 992 code for a protein of 317 amino acids.
UCAUCGCGCGUGUCUUUCUACUCAUACUAAUAGUUCUCAUGGCACUAUCCCUUGUGGAACAACUCAACGACCUACUCCUCUACCUGAACCUUCCCAUUACCCUCCAGUCACCGACAGACCUCACCCCGUCUCUUAUUCUAGCCCUGCUCGAAUCAAUUCUUCAACAAAGAUUAUCAGGAAUUUCAACUGAUAUCCGGACGUGCAGGUCUGAAGAAUCGAGAAUAUUGUGCGUGAAAUUGGUUUUGGGGAUCUUACAAACGGACAUCCUAGCUGGUACUUUAGAACAAGAACAUCUGAACGAGUUUGAUUUGACGGGUGUCAAUCCAGAGAGAUUGGCAAGAGGGGAAGUAGAAGAGGUUGUGCGAAUCGCAAGGGUCCUGUGUUGGUUGGGGGAAAGAAUGAUUGUCGGGAAGGGCCAGCCUCAAUCUCAAGGACACCGCGAUGGCAAUUAUCGUCGAAGCGAGCCAUUGUCAAGUCCCUCGAUCGUGACGUCGAACGGCCUGAAAUCUUCUCACUCACCAGCCUUUUCACCAUCUUCCAAAAGCACAAAAUGUGUAGAAUUGGAGCUUAACGCAGGUGUACAGGAUCUUAGCAUUAGAGGGAUCCUACCGCAUCUGUCAUCGUUCGAGGAACCUCUUUCAACACCACAACGCCGGCCACGAGGAGUUCACAGAGUGCCUUCCCCGCACCUCGAGAUCAGAUUUUCGCCCCCCUUGGACGAUCAGAUCAGCUCUAGUUCCUCUUUGUCAUUUCCUCUGACUACAGUUUGCCUCCCGCCGGUACGGCAACAUGGCUUCAUCGGAGAUGUCGAUGAGGAGGAGGAGUUCGAGUCCUUUGAGCAAAGUCGGGUUGAGAAAAGCGAAAGGAGUCAACAAUAUCCGACUGACCUCAACGUCGAUUUCGAAGAGGCUGGACAUGCACGGACGAUUGCAUUAUUGAAGGAGCGAGCGCGAUUGUUAUAUCGGCUUGCCAAACUCCAGCAAGAUCCUUGAUGUGCCAAAGUGUCUGGUUAUUAGCAGCAUGCGUCAUAGGGCGGUCUCAAUCGACAUUGCGAUCAUGGAGCCUCUCACAGGUAAUAAGGAGGUUCUUAAAGGCAACUGCAAAACGUAGGUCGGGUCUCAAGCACCGUAUUCUCAAUAACCGCG